Molecule: messenger RNA, 1305 nt
Organism: Penicillium canariense
Lineage: Eukaryota; Fungi; Ascomycota; Eurotiomycetes; Eurotiales; Aspergillaceae
Product: glutathione S-transferase family protein
Exons: 3
Coding region: 1-1305 (434 amino acids)
Biological process (GO): mitochondrion organization
Cellular component (GO): SAM complex
Source: RefSeq, a predicted model, not a curated record
AUGGUGCUACAACUGCAUGUGUGGGGGCCGGCCUUUUCUCUGCCUUCCAUUGAUGCCCAAUGCCUCGCAGCUAUUGCCUACUGCUCCCUAGCCCUCCCCAAGGGCUCGUGGGAGCUGGUCGCGACCAGCGAUCCCUCCGUGUCCCCUACUGGUGAGCUACCCGCCCUCCAAGAUGGUUCGGUGUGGGUGAGCCGCUUCCGCAAUAUCGUGGACUACCUGCGCCAAUACUCAGACGGAGAAUGGGAUCUGGACCACCAGCUAGAUGAAACAGGUCGCGCCGACAGCAUUGCCUUCUCCUCCUUCAUCGAAUCCCGCGGCCAGAUCCUCCUCGACCUCUCCCUGUACGUCAGCAGCCAGAACUACUACGGCAACACAUCGCCUGCAUACGGAAGCCUCCUCCAAUGGCCGAACCAAUGGAUCCUGCCGCCAAAGCUGCACGGCGCCGCCAAGGCCCGCACCGAGCACUUGGGUCUGUCGUCGCUGGACCUGCAAGCGAUGGAAGAGCAACGCCAACGUGAACACUCGGCCGGGGUGGCAGCUGGUCGAAUCCCGAAGAAUCUGAUCACACGCCCACGCGACACGGUGUCGAAGCUGCUCGGCCGGACGGCACAGCAAAACCACUUCCGGCUGGACGCGCUAACAGGCGAGUUCUUUGAGCCGCUGGAGGCUAUGUUGGGUCAGAAGACGUAUCUCCUGGCUGCAACUGGGGACGAUGCGCCGUCCAGCCUGGACUGCAUUGCGCUUGGGUAUCUUUCGCUGGCGCUUGUGCCCGAGCUCACUUUCCCAUGGCUGCGGGACGCCAUGCGCACCAAGAGCCCGCUACUCGCGGAGUACACGGAGCGCGUGCGACAGCGGUGUUUCGGACAGGCACCCGUGGAAGUCGCGCAUGCCUUUUCGCCGCAGUCUGCGCCGUCGUCCCAGCUGCCGUGGCGGACUCCUAGCCGCAUUUCCGUUGCGGCUGUCGGCAGUACACUUCUCGAUACCCUGGCUGAUGCUACGCCAUUACUGCGCAACGUUCGCAAGUAUAACAGCUUGAAGGCUGGUGCUCAGUCGCCGGACGCAGACCUUUCAGGUCUCGAAAAGAACGUUGUUGCCCAGGCUGCAAACAAUGGGAAGAAGGACAUGUAUGCGUCUGUCGCUACGGUCGUGGGUGGCCUUGCUUUGCUGGUGGGCUACAUGUUCCACAUCGGCAUGAUCUCUGUCAAGGCACAGGGCCACGGAGAGGAGGAAGGCACAGAAGAGGUCAGUGACAUGGACUUCAAUGCAGGCUCCGCAGCCGACUUCCUGAGCGUCGGAGGCCUGUGA